AUGUACGGGCCUAAUCAUCAGCAGGGCCACGCCUCGCGCCUCAAUGGAGGCGUGCCAGGUGGCCGCGGUAUGGCGCCGCAGAUGAUGUUCAAUUACGUCCAGCAGCAGCAGCAACAACAACAACCUGGGGCCCACCAGCAUCACACACAUCCGCAACAGCAACAGCAUCAAUCAAUACAGCAGGAUCACAUCGGGCACAGCGCAACACAGGGAGCGCUCGGGCACCACUCGGGAUUUGCUUCUGGUCUCAUGUCCAAUGUAGCUCCAUUUACUCCCGGCAGCCAUCAGAACGGACAUACACCGGGCCCGCGUGGUGGUCAGGCGCAGCGCUUCAGCGAACACUGGACUGAGCAGACCAAGGCGGCCAAGGAAUCAGAGCAGGCCCACAAGAUGAUGAAGGAGCAACACCAACCCCACUACUUCGCUCGUCUGCGGGCCUCGGAGAACAAGGGUAUCGGCCCAGCUCUCAAUGCCAAUGCUGCCGACUCCAACGCAGACGGCGAGGAAGACAGGGGCCGGCCGGCCAACAUCGAGAAAGCUCUGGACAGACAAGACUGGCUCAACCUUGACUUUAGUGGCCAAGGCCUCAGAAACAUCUCGGUCACCCUGUUCAACCACUACGACUUCCUCACCGAAUUGUACCUGGCCUCCAAUGACCUCUCAUAUCUGCCUGCCCACAUUGGACAACUGCGCUCGUUAAGACACCUCGACGUCUCGUACAAUCAAUUGCAGGAGCUGCCCCCGGAGCUUGGCAUGUGUACUCCUCUUCGCCAGCUCCUCCUGUUUGAGAACAAGAUCACCACUCUUCCUUAUGAGCUUGGCGCGCUCCACUUCCUUGAGCUGCUCGGCAUACAAGGCAAUCCGAUCACAAGCGACCUCAAACAAAAGAUUGUGGAUGAGGGGACGAAGAGUCUCAUCUCAUGGCUGAAGGAACAGGCACCUGUACCCCUUCCGCCACAACCUCGCAUGCCUAUCACCAUACAGGAGGAGCCGGCCGCCGACAAGGAACGGAUUCGGGUUCUCUCGUGGAACACGCUCUGUGACAAAUAUGCGACCAGUACUCAGUACGGGUACACACCAGAGAGCGCACUCUCUUGGGAGUACCGCAAGGACAGCAUUCUGCAAGAGUUGCGUGACCGCGAAGCUGACAUCCUCUGUCUCCAAGAGACCGCAAUGGACGCCUUCGAGGACUUCUUCGCCCCGGAGCUCCACAAGAACGGGUACAGGGGCGUAUUCUACCCCAAGACGCGCGUGAACCAUUUGCCAGCCAAGGAACAACGCUACGUCGAUGGUUGCUCAAUCUUCUACAACAGCGACAAGUACAUGUUGCUAGACAAACAGAUGGUCGACUUCAGGCAGACUGCUAUUAACCGUCCCGACAUGAAGUCGGCCGAUGACGUCUUCAACCGCGUCAUGCCGAAAGACACUAUUGCCGUCUUCUGCUUCUUCGAAUCGCGGUUCACUGGCAAUCGGUUCAUUGUUGUCAACGCCCACCUUUGCUGGGAGUCCUUCCUUGCCGAUGUAAAGGCCGUUCAGACGGGCAUUUUGAUGGAUCUUGUCACAAAGCACUCCGAAAAGUACACAAGAAGACCGCCGAUUCCCAUCCAUGAGAAGCGGCUGAAACCCCGCCCAUCGGGCGAGGAAGGCGUCCCUCCCAAAGAGUUUCCAGAACCCGCACCAAGUCAGGAGUACCGUAACAACACAGACAUUCCCCUCUUUGUAUGCGGUGACUACAACUCAAUGAGGGACAGCUCUGUGUAUGAGCUGCUGGACAAGGGUCGCAUCCCACCGGAUCACCCAGAUCUAAUUGGCCAUUCAUACGGCAAUUUCACACGGGAUGGAAUUGAGCACCCGUUCAACCUACGCAAUUCGUACUCGGCUCUCUUCGGCACUCCGGACGAGCUCACCUUUACCAACUAUACGCCUUCGUUUUGCUGGGUCAUAGACUAUAUCUGGUACACCACAAACACGGUUGAUGCGAUAGAGCUGCUCGGCCCUCCGGACUACCAGUAUCUGAAGCGCGUUCCAGGAUUUCCCAAUUACCACUUCCCUGCUGAUCAUAUCCACAUCAUGGCGGAUUUCGUCUUCAAGACGCGGAGGGACAAGAAGUCUAUCGCGGAGCAAGGUGGUCCUUCAAGGUCCUAG
Messenger RNA from Microdochium trichocladiopsis, 2145 nucleotides. Its product is annotated as Endonuclease/exonuclease/phosphatase. Gene Ontology annotation, cellular component: nucleus; cytoplasm; CCR4-NOT complex. Gene Ontology annotation, molecular function: protein binding; poly(A)-specific ribonuclease activity. Bases 1 to 2145 code for a protein of 714 amino acids. The transcript is spliced from 2 exons. The record is from RefSeq and is a predicted model, not a curated record. Gene Ontology annotation, biological process: nuclear-transcribed mRNA poly(A) tail shortening. NCBI's taxonomy places the organism in Eukaryota, Fungi, Ascomycota, Sordariomycetes, Xylariales, Microdochiaceae.